GCCAAGGUUGGAGACCCCUGCCAUAGAGGGCUAAUUUUCCUCAAUGCUAUUUAACAUAUAUAUAUGAUGAUCAUCAGGUGUUUGGACUUGAAAUGUCAUCAGCUGUUAAAGACAUGCAGAUUACUUCUUCAUGACACCUAAAUUAAGAGAAAACAGGCAAAUUUAGAAUGAGUAUCUAGAUUCUGUAUGGGAUUGAUGGGACCCAAUAAAUUGAAGUGGAAUUCUCUCGUGACAGCUCAUGGUUAAUAGAUUUCCAGGUGGGGGAAUUAGUGAAUCUGCCAUGGAGUGGAAUUUGAUUCCGGUUCUUCAUAUUUUUAUUGUUUUGGCCAGGGUGUGGACUGAAGAGCUUGAAUAGUUUCAGAUGUUCCUGGAAUAGUAAUUGAUACUGGAGGACCAAGUGACAUUUCAAGGAACACCUACCCAAAUCUCUUGCUGCAUUGACCAGUCUCUCCUGCUUAUGGAAACCUAGCUGCUAUUGUUCAUACUCUGGUAGCCUCAUGUUUAGAUAAGUGGGGGAUCUGGCUAUGCAUACAUUGCAUCUUUUUGAAGCAGCUGACUGGCUACCAAUUAACUACCACACCAAGUUCAUGAUCUUGUGUUUGACAAAGAGAGCCCUUGAAAACCAGGGAACAGGAUACCUAAAAGUCUGCUUUUGCCUUUAUAGGACAGGGUAUGCUAUGACAGGGUAUAAAUUGCUUCUUGGUGCUUUUAGAAAUCUAAAUGUCUGGCUUGGACUCCUGGUCAAAUCUCCUCACAAACUCAGCUCUCCCUGGAGGACCUUUCUUUGUGCUGCAAGCCAGUAUCCCGGAACCGCAAUUCUCCCCAAACAUUUCUGUGUUUCUCCCAUUCGGCAUCAUAUAUUUUUAAUACCAUGGUCAAAAAGUGUGACAGGGAUUUCGGUCCGACACAAAAGUAACAAAAGCUCACAUAAAAAUGUGAAGCGAACUGUGGAAGAAGACUUGGAGGUGGAAGACACUGAUGAAGAGAUCACUGAUUCAGAAGAUGAGUUUGAAGAUGAUCCCAGCAUAGUGAAGAAUUACAAAGACCUUGAGAAAGUAGUACAGUCUUUUCGAUUCGAUGUAAUCUUGAAAUCUGGUUUAGAUAUUGCAAGAAACAAAGUGGAAGAUGCAUUCUACAAUGGUGAGCUUAGACUGAAUGGAGAAAAAUUGUGGAAGAAAAGCAGAUCGGUAAAGGUUGGUGAUACAUUGGAUCUCAUUCUUGGAGAAGACAAAGAAACAGAAACAGCUGUAGUUAUGCGAGUUGUUUUAAGGAAAGCAUCUGAGAAGAAUGAGAAUGAUAAAUACAAAGUGGUGUUGAGGCGCUGGAAAAACCUAAAGACUGAAAUCCCAAAGGUGCUUUUUCAAGAGGCAACUGGACUUCCUUGUUUUUCUUUGAAGACGUUUCACUUCUCAUCCAAGAAGCUUCUUCAGCUCUGACUGGAUGUUGGGAAAUGGAAGGAUUUAUAUUCCUUGCAGACAGCUGCUUUGUUUGAAAUUCAGAAAACAAAAUGUGUCCUGAAGGUUCUGCCACAUACUGCAUUCUUUUAGAGAGUAGUUGAGGCCACUUGGAGCUUUAUCUGUGUCCUCAGGGUCUCGAGUAGUGCAAAUGGGUGUGGAGCAGGGGUGUCAAGUUGGCAGCCCACAGGCUGAUGCGUCUCACACACAGGCCACGCCCACCCCAGCUGUGCAAAUGGGAAAAACAUCGCAAAACAUAUGACGGUGUGACACGGCGAGUUUUACACCCAUGGUGUGGAACCUUGGAACUGCUGAAAGAACUGUGUUGUAGACUAAUAGAUGUCGUAUCCCUCCCCCUCUGUUGAGAGAGGGCUCUUAAAGAGGGGUCAAAGAGGCCAUCCAUGUCAAAACUGAACAGCCCUCUCUCAAUAGAGUGGGGGGGGGGAAUAUGACAUAAUCUAUCUCCAGUCUACAACUGCUGUCCUUUCAGCAGUUCCAAGAAGGCUUCACACCAAUUUUAACUACUCGGGUAACCCUGAGGACUCAGACAAAACUCCAAGAGGCCUAUAUAUAUGUUUGCAUAUAUGUUAUCUACAUAAUUUGCAAGUGGAACAAGUGUGUCAUACUAGAAAUGAUUGAAAGUAAAUGACAUCAUCCUUAGCAUUGAACAAGCAUUCUACUAUAGAGCAUUCAAGUGUAGACACUGAUCAUCAUAUAUGCAAUUUACACUAUUCAGGGGAACAGCAAAUUCACAAGCAGGGAUCAGUUUCUUUGUCUAAACCAAUUUAUGGGCAUUUGAGGGAGAAAAAUCAGUGGAUUGAAUCUGGAAGUCUUUUAAAAAUCCAUGGAACAAAUUACUGGAACUUGUUAGUCAUGACUGAUUUCAGUGGGACUUAAGUACUGUUACCUUUGUUUGGAUCUAAUCCAACCCAGCACAUAAAAGGAAAUGUCAGUCUGGGAAUAUGAUUUUAUUCUGUUACGUUAAUUUCAUGACUUGCAGUAAAAGAAAAAACACAGUGUAACACAUUGUGACACAAUGUAAUAUUCUUCAGGAAAAAAAACUAAAAUGUUUUAAUAUUUACUGAACAUAUAUUUAGUGGAACUAUAUAAUCAAUGUUUUGAUCAACUAAACGAUUAAAGAAAAAUUUAUAAUCUU
This is a messenger RNA of Ahaetulla prasina, 2610 nucleotides long. It is a transcript of the gene MTRES1, whose product is annotated as mitochondrial transcription rescue factor 1. The coding region runs from base 525 to 1436 and encodes 303 amino acids. The transcript has 5 exons. The record is from RefSeq and is a predicted model, not a curated record. Lineage: Eukaryota; Metazoa; Chordata; Lepidosauria; Squamata; Colubridae.